Messenger RNA from Linnemannia hyalina, 672 nucleotides. Lineage: Eukaryota; Fungi; Mortierellomycota; Mortierellomycetes; Mortierellales; Mortierellaceae. The record is from the annotation of a GenBank genome assembly.
AUGGGCAGAGAGAAGACAGAGUCUUUUAAGGAGUAUGAGCUGAGAUUGCGACGGCUGGUCGAGGUCUACCGUGUCAAGGAGCUUCCUAAACACACCGAUGUCACCCAGACUCUGAGGAUGUCAAUCCCGUCACUGACUUUGACGGUGAUGCAACUGUCUGAGACGGUGAACAUGUUACUGAAACAUGUGGGUAUGGCGGUGCCGGAUGUAACGUCGUUGGACUUCCUGAUGAACGCGAUCCCGAACGCCCUUGGUCCUGAUGAGUGCUCGGAGUGGAAGGUCUUCAUCGAUGCGUCGAGGAAGGCGAGAAUGUCCAAGGAGAGCGACGGCAUCAACCAAGGAGGCAGCCAACACCAUAGGCAACAUCAGCAAGUAAAGAAGACGGUGGCCGCUCAGACGAAUGCAGGAGCAUCGUCAGGAAGCAAUACCGUCAGCGCCAACAACAACCAUAACAGCUACCCAAACGGCCAUCAAGGUCAGUAUCCCGGCAAUCGAGGCAAGAAGGUCGAGCUCCAACCUAUGGGUAACUACAUCGACGGCACCUCGACUUUAUUCUCUCGCAACAACUGCAACUAUGGCGGUAACAGCGAUCAAGCAGUCUACAGCCACGGGAAAAACAGUCGAUAUGGGAGGUCGCAGCAGCAUCUCGCUCAUCCCUCGCCUCGUCACUAG